AUGUCGUAUGAAGAGGCCGCAGAGGCUGAAGAGCAAGCCCUACAAGAGCAAGCUGACGACGACGUGUUCGGCACCCCAGGGCGACUCUCGGACGACGUGCGCCAGAUCCUGCGGACAGGGUUUGCCAAGAUGAAUACCAUCGUGGAGCAAGUCAGCAAGGACUCUGGGCUGCCAGCGGCGCGUGUCCAGGCGAUGUUCGGACAACAACACGCCCGCGUGAACACCGCCCGCAACCACUGGAACAUCUACGGCCGCUACUUCAAGAUGAACCAGGCGCAAGAAUGCAAGCGUCUCGGCCUAGAUGCUCCUUUGACAGAUACCGUCGAAAUCCGCUCCAAGACGUACGCGCUAUUCAAAGAAGCGCACGCCGACAUCUGGCGCGACAUCCUCGAGACCUUCGAGGAGGUCGAAGUGUGGGCGGUGAAUCACACUGUCGGCCAGCGCAAGCGCGACUUUGCGAAGGCAGUCGCCAAGAUGAGGCAGCUCUGCGACAACCUCGCGCUGCGAUACGACUUCUCCACAGCAUUCCUGAUGGCAGGCAAUCUCGUCAAUACGGACACGGGCCUGGCGCAGCUCUAUGAGACUGCGACGGCAAAAAAUUUUCUGAGCACCUAUCUGCGGGGCAACGAAGACACAUCCCUCGCACACUUCAAGUCUUAUUUAUAUCAUCAAAUAUCCAUGGGCAUCCUCAACGAGGCGAGCGAGAACGGCGACGAGGACGUGGGUGGACCGAGCAAGCCCAGCGGCCCCGCCAUUGCAGCAUCAUGCCAGCAAGGCGGCGCACCUUCAAAACAACACGCCGGACCAUCCGAGCAGGCCGCUGGACCAUCCAAGGCAUCCACGCAGGUCCCAGGACCAUCGAAGCAGGCUGGCGCGUCCUCCAACGAGGGAACCAUCAAGUCACAAAAGGACUUAGACAGGCGCAAGUUCGGCCUCGAGUUCCUGCACCCGGAUUGGAGGAAGAAGCUCUCGUCGACAGACAAGGCGGGCGUCAUCAGGUUCAAUGUGAGGGAGAUGGAAGUGGCCGCCGGUGGCCCUUGGGAGCGCAAGUAUAACAACCUGUUCCCUUGGAACCACCAUGCCGAGCUCUUGGUUACUCAAGGGCUCGUGUGGAAGAACUACCCUGACGACGUGCGCUGGCCAGGCGAGGAAAAAACCGGUGGCCACAACAAGGCCAAAGGGAUCGUGGAGCUGUCCAUGCCGGAACUCAACCGAAUGAUCGAGGGCCUGGUGGACAGGGACUACCCUUUCGAGUUCGAGAGGGUCGACAAGGAAGCCCUGAAGAAGAACAAGCUGCCGGUCAUCAUCUGCGCACCCCCGGCACACGAUGCCACGUUCAAGCGGGCGCGCCGCUACUUCGCCAACGGGACAAGCGACCGCAAGGGACCCCCGAGGCGUGAGGCGCCUGCCUCGUCAGGAGAGCACGGUGAGAGCUCGUCGCCGGAUACCAAUGAGCUGAGCAAGGACACGGCCUCGGCGGCGUUGUCACCCAUGCAGGCACCUCCGCCCAAGGCCUCUCUAACGAGGUCGAGGGUCGUCGAGGUCGUGAUCCGCAAGUCGAGGACGAGCCAGCCGACCACCGCAUCCAAGUCGAUCGACGUGGACGACAGCGAGGACGACGACGCCCCGGUGAACCCACGAGCGGACAAGCGGAAAGCCAUCAACGUCGAGGACUCUGAGGACUCCGAGGACGAGGACGCCUACCAGCCUUCGGAGGGGACCCCCACCCCGGUGAAGCCACGAGGGGCCAAGCGGAAGGUGCUCCGCAACGGGUCCAACACCGAGGACGAGCCCGAGGACGGCACCAAGAAGGAGCCAAGCAAGGGCAAGGGUCCCAGCAAAGGCAAGGCCCCUGCACGGAGCACCAAGCGGAGCAAGGCGAGCGCGGGCGGGAGCGAUGUCGAGCAGCAGUUGUCCCCUCGCAUGCCCGAAAAGCCCAGGGCACAGACAGCCAAACGCCCCGCACCACGCCCGGUGCAUGCAGGGGCCCGAACGCGCGGCGGGGCUAUGGAUACCACCACAAAUGAGCAGUGCGACGCGUCCACAGAAGCUCCCGCCCAGCGUCAGCGCCCCGCCCGGAAUCUGCAUGAGGACGAAAGCUUGCCAGAGCACGCGCCCCCCAAGCGCCGCCAUCACCCUGCCACCACAGAAGGCGCCCCCACGGAGGGCACCCACGACCAAGAGCAUCACCAGGAGGCUCCCGCCCAGCGUGACAAGGACACCCCGGCCGAGCUCCACCACCCACAGGAGGGACGCAGCAAGCGUGCGCACGCGCCAGCGCCAUCCAGCGGCACAGCUGCCCUCCCGCCCUCCCUCCUGCACCAGCGGCUGGCAGUCUACGACGAUGAGGACGGCAACAGCACAAGCACCGCCGGGGCUAGCGGCAUGCUAGGCCAUUGGAUGUUCCCUCCACCGGCGCCCUUCGCACACGCGCACAACGCGCCACCGGGAUAUGCACCACCGGGAUACGCGCCACCGGGAUACGCGCCACCGGGAUACGCGCCGCGCCCGCGGCCAACCCUCCCGCAUGCCCCCCGGUACGCACCGCGCGGCUGGCCAGUUGACAGCCAGACUCUGGACAGCUACGAGGUGAUGGACCCGCGGGAUGCAGGACACUAUUACCGCCCACUGCCCCCUCAGUUCCGCGCGCCCGAAUUCCGCGCGCCCGGCCUCAUGACGCCCGACGGCACCUACAUCCCGUCAGGGAGGGUCCACCCACAUUUCUACGAGGAUUUCGGCCAGGCAGCUGUAUUCGCCGACGUGCCUCAAGGCAUGCCAUACGCCGGCUUCGAGGCGGCUACCCCGCCUGCUCGUAGGAUGCCUGGGACAGCCGGCGCGCAGACAGCCGGCGCGCAGACAGCCGGCGCGCAGACAGCCGGCGCGCAGACAGCCGGCGCGCAGACAGCCGGCGCGCAGACAGCCGGCGUGCAGAGCCACGACGAAGGCGAGCAACAAGGCGACGCCGGGCCCUCCAUGCAGGCUUGA
Messenger RNA from Postia placenta MAD-698-R-SB12, 2985 nucleotides. RefSeq lists its product as hypothetical. The transcript is spliced from 7 exons. Bases 1 to 2985 code for a protein of 994 amino acids. The record is from RefSeq and is a predicted model, not a curated record. NCBI's taxonomy places the organism in Eukaryota, Fungi, Basidiomycota, Agaricomycetes, Polyporales, Adustoporiaceae.